AUGACGGCUGGAAGGACCACCAAUGUGCACUCCCUUGUGGAGAUUGGAGCAACGUUUCUGGCUGGCUUUGUCACAUCCUUUGCUCUAUUGAACGCUGUCUGGUAUCUUGUUCCUUCCGUUGACGAUGAAGGAGCAGGACCAGAUUCUCAAACAGCACCACAGCCACCACCACGAUUUCCCUGGGAACCAAUUCAAGAAGGAGGAAGAGAAGAAAUCGAUGGCACGACCAUGCCGCCACUUACCACGAAAGUGCAUCGCCCAUCCAAACCAGUAGAGGAUAGUACCGGUAUUCAACUGCAAUUCCUGGCACAAAUGACGUUUGCCAAUGGAGGCAUUAGAGCACCCAGUUGUCCUUGCUGCAUCUAG
Seminavis robusta is the source of this 366-nucleotide messenger RNA. The record is from the annotation of a GenBank genome assembly. NCBI's taxonomy places the organism in Eukaryota, Bacillariophyta, Bacillariophyceae, Naviculales, Naviculaceae.